Molecule: messenger RNA, 1437 nt
Organism: Notolabrus celidotus (New Zealand spotty)
Lineage: Eukaryota; Metazoa; Chordata; Actinopteri; Labriformes; Labridae
Exons: 6
Coding region: 264-929 (221 amino acids)
Source: RefSeq, a predicted model, not a curated record
CAGUUUGUGGUUCAAAACAAACAAAAAAAAAGGAACUGCAUAUAAACCUUUCAUCCACAUCUGCAGAGCCGAAGUCCAUGUUACAUCAUGAGACUGAAGUGAAAAUUUGGGAAAUUUGGGCACCCCAGUGACUCAAAGCUUGGCCCCAGACCAUAAUAUUGGCCAAUUCUGUAAACUUUGCCCCUCCAGACUGAGUCAAUAAAUUCACCUGUCAUAGCUUUCUGCUCACAGUUUUGGGUCAGAAUAAAUCCAAUUCAGAGGUGAUGGGAUUACAGGGAACAUUCACUUGGCUGUGCACAUGCACAUUUGCAGUCUUGUCUCUCUCUGCACCUCAUGAUGAUACGCUUCUUCAGGACUGCAACUUACAAACUGAGCUCGUGGACCGACUAUCAGCUGAUCUCAAGGUGGCUGCAGAGUGCAGUGAGAACCUGCCGUCUACUUUGAGUGCACAGCGGACAGCUUCACUACUACUCUCCCUUAAGAAUGGGACUGAUGCUCUGCACAAACAGCUGCUCAAAGAAUGUCAAGGUGCUGAGCCAAACCAAUGCCCUGAUGCUGAAGUCCCCCACAAUGGAGGGUUAGUGUGCGUCACAGUUGCCAAUAAGCGCUACUGCAAACCUCUGUGCAACGAUGGUUAUGACUUUGGUUUCAUAAGGAGGAGUCGUGUGUAUGAUGAAUGCAGUGAGCAGACAGGAUUUAAAUGGAACACUCAGUACAUAGGAGGAAACAAACUGGCUGUGUGUAACGAAGCAUCUAUUCAAGUUUCUGGGGCAGCGACGGCCUAUUUUCCCAAAUAUCAGGACUGCCUAACAACCAAGAGCAGCAGCCAACAGCAGAAAAGCAUCAUUGAACUUUUUACCUUAGAGCUGCAGAAUCAGGGCAUACAGGGACAGCCAAUGCAUGAGUGUCUCGUAUGUGGAGCCCUGUGAGUUAACAGAAGUCUGGGAAAAUGUCCCUCCAUGUUGCAUUGAAAAACUAAAGAUUUGUCAUAAGUUUAGUGUGUAUAAAAUUAAAAUGACUUCAAGUUUCAUGUAUCUGAACCUCAGCUGUUUCCUUUGUUGACUAUGGGUGGGAAUUAGUUUUUCAUCUUCACCCCCUUAGAGGCGGGGGAGCAGUUAGCUUUUAGAAAUGUCUGCCUUUGACUGUUGUCUACUAAUGGAGCCACUACAAUCACAUUUGUAUAGACUACUUUUGCUACACUAGCAGCUCUGCUUGGUUCUUACAUAGAAAAUUACAAAGCUGUGGGUGACUUAGGAAUAUUUAGCACUUGUGUGUUUCUCGUUGACUGGCACAAAAAAUAAAAAGUGUGUGCUGUGGAUGGCCGGAGUACAAGUCAGGUUCUUAUCAAUGUCGAAAGAGUCUGUACACUGCAGCCAUUUCCUCUGACUACAUAGUGUUUCAAGGUUCCCAGCAAUGAUUAAAAGAACUUCCUACUUG